Messenger RNA from Cuscuta campestris, 1535 nucleotides. Lineage: Eukaryota; Viridiplantae; Streptophyta; Magnoliopsida; Solanales; Convolvulaceae. The record is from the annotation of a GenBank genome assembly.
CCUGUUUAUAUUUGCUUCUUGUCUCCACCGCUCCAUGAAGGGAGCAGACCGAAACGAUCUGUUUUAUUUAUUGCCGGAAAUCCAGGAAUGAUGAUGAUGAUCCGACCGUCCAUUCAUCCACGUCACAGCGUUCAGGUCCCACCUUGGGAUCUCCUCGACGAUCCAACGGCUGAUAUUCACGGCUGGCCCACUAACGGCGGCGGCGAGGGAAGUGCCGCCGUCAGUCCUGACUUUGGCAGCUUUGAGGCGUUGACGGCGCUCCAGCGUUUCCUCCCGUCGAAUGCGAGCGACGUCGUGUCGGACUCCGACGAGCUCGGCGUUCCCCUCGACGUCUUCUCCUCCGACCAGUUCCGUAUUUACGAUUUCAAGGUGAGGAAGUGCGCGCGUGGGGGGUCGCAUGACUGGACGGAGUGCCCCUUCGCGCAUCCCGGCGAGAAGGCUCGCCGCCGGGACCCGAGGAAGUUUCACUACUCCGGCACGGCGUGCCCGGAGUUCCGGAAGGGGAUGUGCCCCGACGGCGACGCGUGCCAGUUCGCCCACGGGGUUUUCGAGUGCUGGCUCCACCCGGCCCGCUACCGCACGCAGCCGUGCAAGGACGGGACCCAUUGCCGCCGGAGAGUCUGUUUCUUCGCACACACUCCCGAUCAGCUCCGGCUGCUUCCGCAGGCGAGCCCGAAAAGCCACGUCCUCGUCGACUCCUUCGACGGCUCCCCUUCCCGGCGGGGACUCGAUUCUCUCUUCAACAACACCCACCUCCCCUUCGGCCCGCACUCGCCGCCGCUAUCCCCGCUUUCCGAAUCCCCGCCGGUGUCGCCGGGCGGGCCGGUGAGUCUGAACUCAGUGAGUGGCCUCGUCGAGUCCAUGCGCAGGAUGGGCAUGAGUGUGAGCCCACCUUCCUGGGCCGUCCAGAUCGGGUCGCCGCGUAGCCCGUCCGCGAUCCGACCCGUAUACAUGAGCCUUCCAUCCACGCCCGUUCAAACUCCGACCCGACCCAGUCCCGGCGGGUUCGACCCGUGGGAAACCAUGGACGAGGAGGAGCCGGCGAUGGAGAGGGUGGAAUCCGGUAGAGACCUCCGAGCCAGAAUGUACGCCCGGCUGAGCAGGGAGAACUCGCUCCACUAAUGAUCGGGUCCAACUCGGGUCAGUCUCUCCGGGCACAUUUCGUUUUCUAUUUCUAAUCGGGUCGGGUCGGCAGCCUCUUGAAUCCAUAUUUUGCUUGACUUUUGUGUGGAUAUAAUUAUAUAUAUAUAUAUAUAUAAUUAAAAUUAAGAUUAUAUAUAAUAAUGUUUGACUGGAGAUGAUUACUUCCACAGCCAUUGUAGAAUAUGAUGAAUGGGAAAGAGAUUAGAUAUGUUAAUCUCCAUUUUGUGCUUCCCUUAAAUUAGAAGAAAAAAAAUUAUAAUAUUUUUGUACAUUAUUAGAAUAUGGGGAUCAAGCCUCGUUUGGGGCUACCGUUUGUAUUUACUUAAUCAUUAUUAUUAAUGAUUAUCAUUAGUUUGGAUUAUUAUCACUAAUGGUGCUUAUAAUUGUGAUGG